AUGUCGUCAGAAUUUGAGGGCUCUAAUCUGUCAUACGUUUCAGAUGGAGGUGAUCUGUCUGAAGUAGUGGCCAUAUCUCAAAACAUAAAUAAUGAUCUGAACAGUGGUUUCGAACAUGAUGAUAGAAACGACAUUGAUGCAGAUUCGACAAGGUCAUCUAGUCCAUUUUUGUCGAAUCCUGAAUUGUUGUAUAAGGAACAGUUCUCUCCGGUAGCCAGUUCAUUCGAAGAAGAGGAAUCUAUAUCACGUCGAGUACAAGAUAUGGAUACAAGCAUUGCAAGCCUUAGAGAAACAUUGGGCGACCUUAAGGUAGGCGACAGGGACAAGAACAACCAGUCGAUACUUGCGGAUGAAAGCUUUCACAAUUCGACUAUGGAUACAACUCGCUAUAAUGAAACACAAGCACAAUUUGACCGUGAUUUAGAUUUCGAUCAAAAUUUCAAUUGCAAGACAGAAAGUCCUAGACAUAAAAAGGCUCUAUCGCCCUGGAAACAGCUUCGGUCAACAUCUACGGCGGCUCCUGGACAUAUGGGAGAAAUACCCAAAUUGCAUUUUAAUCGAUCUAAUUUUUUUAACAACGACACUAAGCAAUCACUUACCCAUGAUACCACUGCAGUAGCCAAAAUCAAUGAGCUAAAUAAACAAGUCACAGGAUACAGAAUUCAGAUAAAGCUAUUUAAACAGUUUUUGCAGCAUUUAAUUGAUAAAACUCGCUACAGUAACACAGAUAAUGUAUUUGAUAUUAGCGAGUUAAACCAUUUCCAGAAUAAUCUUAACGGACUAUCACCACUGAAAUCUACAGGUAUACCGUCAGGAGAUAUUAAUACUAAUGCAGAGGCUGAAGACAAUUUGUCACAAAAUUACGAUGAAUUACUCAAGUUGAAUGAAGAUCUUUAUUUAAACUUAGAAGAUUUUCAAAAUCAGUUGCAUGAUAAAGAAGUGCAACUAAAUAAUUCAAACGUAUAUAUGAACGACUGUUCUCGAAUUGUAAAUGAAAUUUUAGAAUUGCUUAUGAGCGAUCCUUCUACUGAUGAUCCUUCAAGACAAGCAUUAGUUAAGUGUUUAGAUGGUGCAGCAAGUGAUGAAAAACCUUCAAAAUCACUAGAAACGAAACUUUAUGUUGUUCGAUUGGAGCUUCGAAAGAAAAUAGAACGCAAGGAUCACAGCUAUCCUUCACCACCUCCUUCAAAUCCUGAAAAGGAGCAGAUUGAACUAUCAGGAUAUAUAACAAUUAUCCAAGGGCUUAUAACAUCAUUAGACAAGGUGCAAAAGGACUUUUUGACUCAUAAGCAAGACACAACGAAAAUCCAAGAAGACUUGAAAAAAGAGGUCGAGAGUACACAAACAAUAAGAGCAAAUUACGAAUCACUAUAUAAUAAGUUCAAUCAACUAUGCAUAACUUUGGAAAGAUCUAGAUUGGAUGAUGCUGAUAGUGAAAUGCAGAAGCUUAGAAUAGAAAAUCAAAAAUUAAGAACCAUAAACAACACAGUUGACAACAAAUUCAAUGAGUAUCAGAAAGUUAUUGAUAAAUUGCAACAGGAAGUAAACGACUUUCAAAAGCAUUACAGCAAUAGUUCAAUAGGUGAAACGAGUGAAUGGCUAAAAUCUUCUAACGAUGGGGUCCAUCAUAAUGACUUAUUACUAUCACGCAAAGAGGUAAACCAACUUCAAGAACAAUUGAACAAUCUUACUGAACGUUAUAGAAAAUUACAAGAUGAUUCUUCAAAUACGAUAUCUACAUUGACUAAUCAAUUGAAUAAUAAGAAACAGGAGAGUUUAUCAUUAGGUGCAAAUCAAAGAGUUACAGACCAACUAAAGAACGAUUUAGAAAUUGCAGUAGAAAAGCAACGUGUAUUGAAAGCGGAAAAGAUCAGAUUGUCUUAUAGUCUUGAAUCUCUUGCAAAUGACAAGGUAUCUUUACAGACCACGAUCAGAAGUUUGACAGAAAAGAUAACGUCACUAACAGUGGAGGCGCCCCAGUUCAAGAAAGAUGAAAUGAAUGAAGGCCUCAAAAAAUUGAAUGUGUUAGAAUAUCAAUUAAGUGAAUUGCUUCUGCGUGAUGUUCAUGAAUUUCAAAAAUUUCUAAAGUCUUUCAUUAAGAUUGCAGAUGAUUCUUCUUUAAAAGAACCUAAAAGGAAAAUUGAUACUUUAGCAAAGAAGAUUUCCCAGGAGAGCAACUCCGACCGUAGUGAUAAGAUGACCCUGUGGGAUAUUUCAGAAUUGAACACGAUCCGUGAGUAUCAUAAAUCCGUGUUCGACUACUUUGCUAGAGCGGUAGAUAUUAUCGUUAACGAUCAUGUCAAACUUUUAUUGAAAGAAGGUGAAAAUACUUCGCAAACCAGCGAAUAUGUUAAUAAGUUGCACAAAAGAAUAGACGAAUUAAACUCCGUUAAUGACAAUUUGACAAGACAACUAGAUUCUUAUUACAAUGAUAGCCAUAACGAUACUACUCAAAAUGCAAGUAUUACAUCAACGGGCUCGGAAAUGAGGAUAACUGAGUUAACUAAUAGGUGGAAAGCCGAAAGAGAAGCAAGAGUUUAUGAGAAUCAAGAAGCACAGAAAAGAUUAAAGGAGUUAGAUAGAGAAAAUGCUAGGUUAAGACAGGAACUUGAUCAAGUAUCCUAG
Debaryomyces tyrocola is the source of this 2625-nucleotide messenger RNA. Lineage: Eukaryota; Fungi; Ascomycota; Pichiomycetes; Serinales; Debaryomycetaceae. The record is from the annotation of a GenBank genome assembly.